Molecule: messenger RNA, 2350 nt
Organism: Aplysia californica (California sea hare)
Lineage: Eukaryota; Metazoa; Mollusca; Gastropoda; Aplysiida; Aplysiidae
Product: synaptotagmin-1
Biological process (GO): regulation of calcium ion-dependent exocytosis; regulation of dopamine secretion; calcium-ion regulated exocytosis
Molecular function (GO): phosphatidylserine binding; syntaxin binding; clathrin binding
Source: RefSeq, a predicted model, not a curated record
AUGGGUUUACUCAUUGAUUUGAGCCGGGAUAAUCAGUAUGAUCAAGUCCGGUGUGUCAAUGUAUGUGGCGUCUACGACCCAUGGGGUGCUGGCUGGGCUUGUUUGAAGCAUAUCUCCCGAGGUUUACAGGAUUUAUCCGACUCGGAGAACAUCGACAUCGAGGAGGGCCGCUUCCCUGGCAUGAGGUUCCCGCCACGCCGGACCAGCUAUGACGUCAGCCGGACGGUCAAGGAGCAGGCGCCACCGUACAGAAGGUCCCACUCCCUGGCAGAGCUACAGGCCGAGAGAGAGAGGGAGAAACUGGCGCUACAGCACGAAGCUGCGGCGCGCCCUGUGUCCGGAUCCCGCGCCACGGAAAGACGCUCCACUCUGUCCAGCCUGGUCUUCAGCAGUUUGGCGGCCUUUGACCAAACCGGAAAUGCCGUCAUACCGCCCUACGUGAAAAAGAAGCAGAAACGCCAAGGAGUAAUCGGCCUGCCAGACACCCCAGUAGCUCUGACAGAGAUCAACCUGGAGGACCUCCUGCCCCGCUAUGCCCCGCCCAUCAAACCCACGGGCAAGCUCAAACUACAGCUUCUCUUCUCCACCGACAGAAUCAGCCUCACAGUCAUCAUUAUUGAGGCUCAGGGCCUCAUCAUCCCCGGCGUGCCCACUGACGUAGAGGUCAACCCGUACGUGAAAGCUUUCCUGGUGCCCGGCCGGACCUUCAAGUACAGGACAAAGACUUUGAGGAACACUAGGAUCCGGCUCGCAGACGUGGACAAACUGUCGUCUGGGCAGGUGGAGUUGCUGGUCACUCCGCAGACGGUCUACCGGAUGCACCAAGGCGACCUCCGUGUCUCCGGAUGUUACCAGCCUGUGGCGGGAAAAAUCGUCUUCAACAUUCUGGAGGCCAGGAACCUUCCCCGAGUGUCGUUACUGGGAGCAAUAAACCCCUAUGUGAAGGUGGAGAUGUACGUGAACGGGAUCCGAGAGGGCAAGAACAAGUGCAAGGUGAGACAGAACACACAGGACCCCGUGUGGCACCACCAGGUCAUCUUUGAGGUCAACAGGGAGAACCCGAAGCUGCUGGGUCACGUGUUCGUGUUCCACGUGCUGCACAAGGACAUGAUGACAGGCGUCCACAAGAUAGGACAGGUGGACCUGGGCUGGUACAGCCACGGGGAGCAGCUGGAGCACUGGUACGAGAUCAUGGAACAUCCACACCGCUCCACGGACCACUGGCACCCCAUCAUCAAAACCGGCAAGAUCACCUCAUGACGCGCUCGACUCCACUGCAUGCUCAGAAUCAGGACAACGACAGAAGGCGCAUGAACUCGCUUUUCAAGAUGACUACAUCAUUAUUAUUAUGACGCGUUUGAUUCCCCUGCAUGCAUAGAAUAAGGACGAAGACAGAAGGCGCGUGAACAUUUUUUUCGAGUACCGUGGCGACAUCGGCCAUGUUUGGAAUUCUUGGGAAAGGAAGGAAUACUAACUACGUAGUCAGUUUACUUGACCAGCGCUCCAACAGAACGUGGUUUCACCAUAUCACAUCCACAUCUCAGACAUUAACCCUAUCCGUACGUCGUGUUUUACUAUCGUAUCCAUACGACGUGUGGAACUCUGAGCCACCACUUUCAAAAGAGGAAAUUUACUCAUUAAUCCGAUCCGUAAGCUUUUCAGAGCAGUCUGUCACCAUGAUUUUUUGAGAAAUACUAAAAGUUUCAAAGAGAUCUUCGUACCAAAAGUAUUCUAAAAUGUGAAGAAUACAACCUCGGGGGUACAAAAUGACCCCCAGGAAGUACGGAUAGAGUUAGUCAACUUCGUUUGUUUUCUCCCCCGUGAGUACUAGAUGCGUAUCUCUCUUCUACACCCGAGAAAUGCGGACAACUUUGGGGAAAUGUGGAGACUUUUCUCCAUCUUCUCAUUACUGAAAGAACAACAGUGACCGUGGAUUUAUAGUCAUUUGAGUGGUGGACAUAUUUUUUUAAAUCUUUUAAUAUGAACUUUACGGCACUUGCAAUACAUAAAGGUCAUAUAUAAGUGCGGAAGAUUAGAGGCUCCACCAGAAAGUAACACACAAUAAAGAAAAGGAGAGGUAUGAUCGAAAGAUGCUGCACAGAAAAGACACCCGCACCUCUGUUCAUGCCACGGCUUCUCUGACUGACUCGAGCCGUGAUUGCUGCCUAAAGUAAAAGCUCCUCUAGUUAGGCGUGGCGCUCAUAUGACCUUAUGCAGUUGCGAGCGCUGUAAAACCCUCUACUAAACUAAACUAGUUAGGCGGCCAUGGAUUCAGCACGUCAAAUGUAGCCAUGUUUGUUACAUCCUCCUUCAUUUGGUCGCUUUUAAGCACAAGGGGGCUAUCCCGAAA